ACUCCCCUAGUUUUAAAAUAUUUGGGAAUGUGAAAAAGGGUACGUUUUGGUUGUUAGAUGCUCAGUAUUUCAAUUUUUGAAGUUAAGUUAAUUUUGGGAUGUUUUUUAUUACAUAAAAUAACAACAAAUAUAACCACAUUAAUUUCCUUACAAGUAACAACAUGAUGUCUAUUGGAUAAUAUAGAUAUCUAUUAUGAUGAUCAUCUGUUCUUGAAUUUCAACUAUAAAUAUAUUAUUAUUAGCAAACCUCUGAUCAAAACAGCAAAGAUAAAAUAGAUUUUCCAUUUAAUUUUUCUUUUAUUACACGAAAAAUGUGGGACAAUAAAUUAAUGUUAUUCAUCGCAAUUAAUGUGGCUGCUGCUGUCUUUUACUUACAUGCAGAUGCCUACGAUCCAGACCCACUACAAGAUUUCUGUGUCGCUGUCAACGACUCCGACGCUGCUGUAUUUGUGAAUGGAAAGAUCUGCAAGGAUCCGGAAACAGUGACAGCAGACGAUUUCUUCCAUUCGGGCCGUCUGAACCGGCCCGGGAAUAUAACCAGCCCGUUCGGGACAAAAGUCACCAUGGUCUUCAUCAACCAGCUCCCCGGGGUCAACACCCUCGGCGUCGCAACCGCCCGGAUCGACUUCGCGCCGGGCGGGGUGAAUCCGCCGCACUUACACCCGCGCGCCUCCGAGAUUCUCGUCGUCUUAAAAGGCACUCUCUACGCUGGCUUCGUAACUUCGAACCCUUCGAACCCGACCGACAAAAACAGGCUGUUUGCGAAGAUAUUGAAACCGGGGGAUGUUUUCGUGUUCCCGAAAGGGCUAAUUCAUUUCCAGUAUAAUAUCGGGAAAUCGAGUGCGGUUGCGUUGGUCGGUUUUAAUAGCCAAAACCCGGGGGUGGUUACGGUAUCUAAGGCCGUGUUUGGAUCGGAUCCGCCGGUUGAACCGGACACUCUCGCUAAAGGGUUCCAGCUCGAUGUCGAUGUGGUUCGCUAUCUCCAGUCAUUGCCCUGGAUUGGGAAUAAUUAAGUAGAUGAUUAAUAAUUAAUAUAUGCCUUCUUAAGUAGUACUGCAUUAAAAUUACUAAAUUCUUCUGAAAUAAAUGUUGUUUUUCGUUGUGGGUAUACCAUAUAUAUAUAUAUAUAUGGAAAAUUGUAAUUUUGGUACUAUAAAUUGGUCUCUUGGGGAUUUA
This is a messenger RNA of Erythranthe guttata (spotted monkey flower), 1176 nucleotides long. Its product is annotated as germin-like protein subfamily 1 member 17. Gene Ontology annotation, molecular function: manganese ion binding. The record is from RefSeq and is a predicted model, not a curated record. Lineage: Eukaryota; Viridiplantae; Streptophyta; Magnoliopsida; Lamiales; Phrymaceae.